AUGACAUCCGUAAGAAAAAGAAAAAUGAACAGAUCUUCCGUUGGAAAGGCAACUAGGAGGACCAAAGACAAACAAAGGAAGAUUAACAUUCAGUCCAAUCCAAUUAUUGCUGCUAACUGGGAUUAUUCCUUAACAAUGGCACAAAAUUAUAAGAAGCUAGGUUUAAGAGCCAAGUUGCAAACACCGGCUGGUGGUAAAGAGGCCGACCUAAAUACCGUGGUUAAGAGGGUGCCAUUAACGAAGUCCUUCAUGGAUGAAGACGAAGAUGAAGACGAAGAUGAAGAUAAGCAGAAUGAUUAUGUGGGAGCUAGUGUGGAGCUCGAUGAAAAUGAGAUCCCAGAAGGUGAGGCAAGGAUACAACGUGACGAGAAUGGCGAAGUAGUAAGAGUUGUUUAUGGUAAGAAAGUUUCUUUUGAUGAGGAUGAGGAUGUCGACUCAAUGAAGGCUAAGCAGACCGGCGAGGGGACCGAAGUAGUUAAGCAAUUGGAGAAAUUUGCGUCUAGGCCAGUUUUUAGAAGAGAACGUUGCCAGAGCGAAAGGGAGGAAGAGUGGUUAGAAAGAUUAUAUGACAAGCAUGGGGAUGAUUGCAAAAAAAUGUUCUUCGACAAGAAGUUAAACAUUUUUCAACAAUCUGAGGGCGAUUUAAAAAGAAGAAUACUUAAGUGGAAAAAAAGAAAUAAUAUCGCAACUGAAUCGAUCGAAAGCAAUUAUUAA
Molecule: messenger RNA, 714 nt
Organism: Saccharomyces kudriavzevii IFO 1802
Lineage: Eukaryota; Fungi; Ascomycota; Saccharomycetes; Saccharomycetales; Saccharomycetaceae
Gene: NOP16
Product: Nop16p
Exons: 1
Coding region: 1-714 (237 amino acids)
Biological process (GO): ribosomal large subunit biogenesis
Cellular component (GO): nucleolus
Source: RefSeq, a predicted model, not a curated record